AUGCUCGGCCGUCUCUUCAGCACCGCUACAUCCACCGCGAACACAUCCCCCAGCGGAACGCGCCCGUCAACCUCCCACGCACUCGAGAGCGACGAGCUCUACACACGAAACCUACUAUACCCCGAUUCCUCCUCCACCUCCUCGGUCGCUUCCUCCUUCCACUCGUCGUUCAGCCUCGCGCAGUCGCAGAGCAGCGUGAGCAGUUAUGGCGCCGCCGACAACGUUGACCUCGAAGCUUCUCGGGAUGUGCGCGUCAUAAUCGCACAAGACGCUGUCGCUUCCGAGCACAUUAAGCUCGUAGUCUACGACUCUAAGCCUAGUAGCGCGCUUCCACCGCAAUCACAACCACCGCCACAACAACCACCACAUCUCCAGGGUUCGACCGGCCCGCCGCUUGAGGAAGGUCCAACAUCACCGACGCUUGGUGCUCCUGGCGGUGGCAAUGCGCCUGGCCCCUUGGGAUGGUCCCGUCGACGGAAUCAGUACUCGGCCGGCGGGCAGCAUGCGUCAGCGUUGGGAGGAGGUGGUGGCUGUGUCCCUGGUGGCCCGGAUGAUGAGUUGAGGGUCGUUACGGACUGCAUGUUUGGUGUGGCUCCAUUGUCGUACAAAGGACCGUCGACAAAGGUACACAUUUUGCCUGCCAUUGAGGAACGCAGGGCUUCGGUCACCAGCACGUUGUUUCCUUCGAGGAGUGGAUCGGUGCGCGACGAUCGUCACAAAGCGACAUAUCAACCACAGCAGCCACAGCAGCAGCAGGGGAAGGAGAAGGAGAAGCGCAAAGCUGUGCUGAUCACUCGACUAUUCUCGGUGGCCGUACCCCCCUGUUCCACACCGACGAUCGUCGAUGGAGGCGUCGGCGGCGGCGCACGCACCAUACCCCAAUCGGGAUCCGGGGAGCAUCUGCUGUCAACCCCAGCGAGCUCAGUCGGUUCCACAAACGGGUUCCCCUUCCCAAAGACUGGUGGUCAGACGAGUAGCAACGGUAGCACCGCUUCCACUGCGCCGAAGCUGAUCAAGCCUUUGAAGUCAUCCAUGUUCGCUAUUGGAUUGAUCAUAUACCUGCCCCCUGCUUCCGCUUCCCCUUCCGGCUCGUUUCCGAUGCGAUGUUGCCAGCACAAGCCAUUACUGUCGUACGAUUCCGAGUUUCCCCCUCACCGCCACGAAUACUGCUGUCCUACGCCACCGAGCUUCUUCGACGAUGAGUACCAGCAUUAUCACCACCAAUCCCUGCCAGCCGGAGGACUCAGAUCGGGUUGUGGGCUGGAUGAUCUGCAUGCCGCAGCAGCGGCUAGCGACGGUAGGAUGGAUCUCAUCACCAAGCAUUGGGACGUCAUCAGUCGGGCGCUGUCGGAUCUUCAACGGAUCGCUCAGGCACGGAUUCUCGAAAACCUCACCUCGGCGCGCUUGAUGUCGCCGCAACCGGGUUCCGGUGUUCAUGGUGGCAAGUACCUGAGCAACAGACCGGAACUGCGCAGGAUGGCGCUGAUGCGUGACGACGUUGUGCGAUCCGAGGUGGAACGCAUGCGGUGGCGCGUUGUGACUGGAAUCAGCAUGCCUCGCGUAGUGGUGGGACAGGGCCGAUGGGACCUCUGGCAGGAGGAAGCCAAAUGGGCGAAUCAUCGCUUUGGCGGCAGGGAUAUGAAUUUUUUCUUCCUCACCCUGCUUACAUCCUUCCUCGGUCACCAUACGGAAUGGCUCGAUGUGCUGGGACCCGACGCUUACAAACGGCGUCACAAGCAGCAACUUGAAGCGCGGAGUAAUCCGGAGGAUAGUGCGAUUCCCAGGAGGACCAUCAUAAUGACUUCGGAUCGGAUUUCCGCUAGGAGGUUAAUAUACCUCCUCUCGGCAUUCCUACCAGCCAAGGCGCACCAGACCUUAGAAUCUUUACCUUCCCCAUCCAGAGCUUCCUCAGUUCACCAUCUCUCUCAAUCGCCGCCGAGCUUCCUUGCAACCGGAAGCAUUAGCGCGCCCGUGAGUAAUUGCGGAUCGCUGAGACGAAAGGCCAGGAAGAAGCCCAGCAAACUCAACAUGGCGGUGUCCAGCGAGAGCGAACCGGACGAUGGCGUCGAUGGAGCCGGUUUGGCUGGCUGGACCAUACCCACCGGCAGCAGUAGUCUCUCAUCUUCGUCGGUGUUGCCUUUGCCACCGGUUCCUACCUCCUUGCGCAACCAACGAGAGAGCACCGGAACAACACUCGUCACCUUACCAAGUUCGGCGACGUGUGUGGCCAGCGCUCCUGCAGGUGCCCGUGGGAUCAUACGGCCUGGCAGCAGUGGAAGCGCCGCCAGCAUCAAUCUCAUGUCGACGCUCAAGAGGUCCGGAACCACAAACACCUCCAUGGAUUCGACCGGCUGGGGUAGCUUUCUCAGUUUCUGGAGCAAUCCGAAGUCACGCUCAUCUACAGCCACGAGUGAGGCGUCCUUACAGCCCGAGGAGCAUGUUGCGCAGCAGCAGCAGCGUCGCGUCACAUUGUCGUCGUCGUCGAAGGGACAUGACGAUGAGGAACCAUUGGAUAUGAAUUACAUCCUUGACGAUGAGUCAUCCCAAGGACCGCCACAACCAUUCUCGCCGUUCCUCACUGGAUCACUGCCAGCGAUGGAGCAACUCUCGGUAGAUGAUGUGGACGGUGCUAUCAAUGUUCCCCUAGACCUCUCCAUCGUCAACUUCACCUCGCCGCUGUCGUCACCUCCAUCGUCGUGGGCGAUGCCGCAUUUGCACUCGAGUCUUGGUAUGGGACGUCCUUUCGUCCCUCCACCACCUCCCACCGUUCACCCCGACGAUGACCAAAGCUAUAAUGUGGCUGGCUGGAUCGAGGACGAGCGCUUCCAUCCGGACUUUGUCCUCCAGGCGGUCAAGCCGUAUGCUGAGAUCGAAGCAGACAUCCAACGCGCUAUGCGUAGCGAGCCAACUCCUGCUUCCACGGGCCUCACUCCCUGGUCGGAAACCGGUUCUUCGUCCACCCCCGGUGGCGAUAAGUGGACCACCGUCUCCGAGGUCUUGAUCGCAGACACAAAGCGGCUGCAGAUCAAGCGGAUGCGCCUUCGGCGGCGGACAAAGAAGGCGUCGCAGAGCAUGGUGACCCCGCUGCAGGGACAGUUCAAUGGAUAUCUCGCUGUCGGCCUCGAGGAAAAGGAGGAGGAAAUCAUUGAUGAGGAGAUCCUGGUCGAUGUCGAUGACACGCUCGCGAGUGCAGUAGAGCGAGUGAUUGACGAAUGUGAAGGUGGCAAAUGCAAGGAUGCCAUCUUGGGCGCACUUCAACGUGUCGUCGGUGAAGUGGUCAAUGGCGAUCCUGGAGCCCGAUGGGGCGGCAACUGUCUCACAGAAGGCGUUGGCAGAUGGAUCUGUGGGGUCGAGGAUUCGGGCUAA
Molecule: messenger RNA, 3366 nt
Organism: Tricharina praecox
Lineage: Eukaryota; Fungi; Ascomycota; Pezizomycetes; Pezizales; Pyronemataceae
Exons: 2
Coding region: 1-3366 (1121 amino acids)
Cellular component (GO): cytoplasm
Molecular function (GO): protein-folding chaperone binding; ATPase inhibitor activity
Source: RefSeq, a predicted model, not a curated record